Messenger RNA from Drosophila takahashii, 705 nucleotides. Its product is annotated as attacin-B. Gene Ontology annotation, cellular component: extracellular region. Gene Ontology annotation, biological process: defense response to bacterium. The record is from RefSeq and is a predicted model, not a curated record. NCBI's taxonomy places the organism in Eukaryota, Metazoa, Arthropoda, Insecta, Diptera, Drosophilidae.
GCAAUCCAAUCCAGCAACAUGCAGAAGACAAGCAUCCUAAUCGUUGCCCUAGUGGCCCUUUCCGCCAUCGCAGAGGCACUUCCUUGGGGAGAACAAGGGAAUCGUCCGUCCAAGCCCAUCCGUGUUCGGCGCCAGGUGCUUGGUGGUUCCCUAGCCUCCAAUCCUGCUGGUGGCUCUGAUGCUCGCCUGAAUCUCUCCAAGGGCAUUGGAAAUCCCAACCACAAUGUGGUGGGUCAGGUUUUCGCAGCUGGAAACACACAAAGUGGACCAGUCACCACUGGAGGAACUUUGGCAUACAAUAACGCUGGUCAUGGUGCCUCCUUGACCCGAACCCACACUCCCGGAGUAAAGGACGUUUUCCAGCAGGAGGCCCAUGCCAAUCUGUUCAACAAUGGCAGGCACAAUCUCGAUGCCAAGGUGUUCGCCUCCCAGAACAAACUGGCCAAUGGCUUUGAGUUCCAGCGCAAUGGAGCCGGUCUGGAUUACUCGCACAUCAAUGGACAUGGUGCCUCCGUGACCCACAGCAAUUUCCCAGGAAUUGGCCAGCAACUCGGAGUGGAUGGACGCGCCAACCUCUGGUCAUCGCCCAAUCGUGCCACCACUUUCGAUCUGACGGGAUCGGCCAGCAAGUGGACGAGUGGACCGUUUGCCAACCAGAAGCCCAACUUUGGAGCUGGUCUGGGAUUGACCCAUCACUUUGGUUAA